Lobosporangium transversale is the source of this 309-nucleotide messenger RNA. RefSeq lists its product as hypothetical. Bases 1 to 309 code for a protein of 102 amino acids. Lineage: Eukaryota; Fungi; Mortierellomycota; Mortierellomycetes; Mortierellales; Mortierellaceae. The record is from RefSeq and is a predicted model, not a curated record. The transcript has a single exon.
AUGACAGAACGUAUUAGCAACACCGUUAAUGCCACCCUCGGUGGUUGGAAACAAAAGAUUGGUGAGAACCUUGGACAACCAGAGUUGGCCGCCAGUGGAGCUGCUCAAAAGACUCAAGCCGAGAAUGCUCAACGUCAAGCGGAUGAGAAGAAAUAUGUCGAUGGAAUCGGUCAUACAGUCGAAGGUCAAGCUCAACAGAAGAUCGGCUCCCUCACCGGUGAUAAGACCAUGCAGGCUGAAGGCAUUGCGAACGAAGCCCUCGGUGCCGCAGAAAAACAGAACCUUGAACGCCGUUACCAACAUCAUUAA